UAUGUAUAUACUAUACACACAAAGGGAAUAGUCGCGUCGUGUCGCGUCGCGUCGGUCGCGCGUCGUACAUACACGACGACGACUCGAGUAUAGCUUUUGCACCCCGUUCCUAUACCCCCGUUGUGUCCCUGCUACAAAGGUCAACGUCCUUUCGACGCGAACCAACCAAGAAAAUUAUUAAUUUCAAGAGUUUUUUGUUCGGCUUUCCACCCUGGCCUCCUCGAUCCUUCCUCCACCUUCGCUAUAUUGGCAAAGGCAGGUUGAGACAUUAAUUUGCAAAGUCGUAAACAAGACGGCUGCCGCUGUCGAUACUUUUAAUAAAAUGCUGGUAAUUAAAUUGUACGGGGAUCGGUAAUGGUCGAGCUGGUCCGGAUCGAAGGACGCGGCCGUAGGAGCGUGUACGGAGCGAGCAGUCGUCGGGUGAAAGGUAAUAUCGAACUCGUAUUUUAGGUGGACGAGAGAGAUAGGUAGGUAGGUAGGUAGGUAGGUAGGUAGAUAGGUAGGUAGCUGGUCGAGAGAGCGGAGGAGUCGUAGUCCCGCAGGUGGGGUCGUAGGGGAAAGAAACAAAAAAAGACCGAUGGAAACAAAAGGAAUCCGCGUCUUUGGGAGUAGCGUGUUAGUUAACCCCCCCACCCUAGCCACGGGGGUGUUCGUUCGCGACAACUCAUCCCCGCCGCCCCACUUUGACUCCACUGCCCCUCGCCAACCCCUCGCCUCGUCCCUUUCUUUCUCUUCCCAUCUUUCGUAUCCUUCCACCUUCCGUUUCCGCCUCCACCUCCGCUUUCCUAUCUCCUCGUUUCAGAAAUUUUUGAAUAUCCGAUCAAUAGGUGGCUGCUCGUAGGAAAAAACCGAACCGAGUGGGGAGGUAUCGGAUCGGUGCCUCUGGAACUUUACCACCACCACCCCUAUCCUCGCGAUUCGUCGUGCUCUUCGAGACGAGACUUAUCCGUUUUUCCUCCGAGAACCUCCUGCCGAUGCUCUCCCUCUCUUAAUUGCCAGCUACGCCCGAUGCGCCUCGAUUUUCCGUUCGAUGUCCAGCUUUCCUUUCCUCGUCGUCGUCGACUCCGCGUAUGCCGACUGGUAUCGACGCCGAUGCGAUGUGGGUAUAGCCGCUUGUUUCGCGACUUUGUCGGUGGUCUCUUUAAAAAUUUCCUAACCAUUCCCCGGUAUAAGCCGUUUCCGUAUCACGAACGAACACCGUCUCAUGAAAAUAUUAUUUUUCCAAAGUUCCCAUGUCCCGAUCGUGAGUCCGUCGCGGCGAGUCGGUUCGCUCGGUUCGACGAGCUAUCUCGAAAUAAGGUGCACGCGAACAACCAACCAUCUGCCACACUUCCAUGCUCUAGCUAGUUAUUCCUAUGUCAGGCCGGAGGUAAUAAUUCAACGGUAAAAAGCCGGAGAAUUCGUGGUUACGUCGUACUGUUCCAGGUAACGCUUAAAAAUGUACGGAUGCGUUCGAUACGUUAGAAAUCGAUGCGCAUCCUACAUCCUCAACGAAAAUAAAAAGAAACUUGUGAUGAAAAGGGGGGGGUUGAAAAAGGUAGUAGAUGGUUGGUAACGAGGGUAACGAUUUCUCGAGCGUUCAAAAAGUGGCGCGCGUUACGAGUGUCGGACGAGAGGGUAGCAGCCGAGGGACAGGGGUUGGUUGGGCACUUUCAAACUUUCAACGCGGUCGUCGCGGAAGCCGCGCACAUUUUCAUUUACCAAAAAACGCGAAGCAUAAUAAGGGGGAAGAUAAAAGUAAGCGUCAAAGCGGUAGCAGCGAGCACGGAAGCAGCGGUAUAGUGCGGCGACGGAGGGGCCGAGGAAGAAGAGGGUGGCCGGAAAACGAAGCCGCGAAACACGAACGAGGAGUCCGCUCGCUCGCUGGUGCAACGAUGCAGCGGCGCGAGUGCAACGACUGCAGCAGCGGCUGCAACGAUGUCGAACGCGUGCUUUUCAUACCGUACCACCAGCUAUCCAGCCAGCCAGCCAGCCAGCCAGCCAGCCAGCCAGCCAGCCAGCCAACAGUCAUCGUCUUUGCGCUAGGGUUCCACGCGACAGGAGGGAGAAGGGGCCAUGUUUCGAAGCGUUUUAUAAUUGAGACCGUGCUGGAACGGGGGUGGCACGGUCUCGCCGGAGGACGGGGGAUCGAUAGCAUUUUUUUUCGGGGUAGGAACCCAGACGUACGUGGCGCGAAGGUGGCCGAGAGGAGAGGAGAGGAGUAGGGGCUUGAUUCGUGUGACACAUCCACGCGACGAAGGGACGAGGAAGGGAAGGGUUAGAGAAGGGACUGAUAUACGUCGCAAGCACGCGGGAAAGGAUAAGAGAGAAGAGAAGAGAAGAGAAGAGAAGAGAAGAGAGGAGAAGAAAAGAGAAGAGAAGCACAGAAAAGGGAAGAGAAGAGAAGAGAGGGAACGUGCGGGCCUGGAGGGUCGCUCCGGCAGGCUUGCUUUUCGACAAAGAGGCGACGACGCUUUUUUAUAAUUGCGUUUUUAAUUUGAUGGAUUCUUUGAUGCGUUUCGUCGUAUACUCGAGCGUGCGCGGAAGAGCGAACGACAGGGAAAAAAGGAUAGUUGGGAAAGGAAACGAAAAGCUAGGGGGUUGAAAAAGGAAAGAAGAGUAUAACGCACAUACGUGUAUGAAAGUGUUGGCAUACGUGUACCGGGGGGAGGUGAAGCGGUGAGGAAGAAAGAAGAACGAGAGAAAGUGAGAAAGUGAGAGGGAAAGGGGAUGAAACAGAGAGAAAGAGUUGGCGAGAAAGGAGAGAUGAAGGAAGAGAGAAAUACGGCGGCGGCGGCGGCGGCGACCGCGAGAGUUUUUUUUCUGGCCCAGCACGGAGCCCGCUUGCUUCUCUUCUAACCACUCUCUCGCAAUCCCUGCAACGCGCACACAUCUUCGUCGUCUUCGUCGCACCAUCAUGCCGGGCGAGAAACCGAGCUUUCCGUGCAUACGUCGCGACGCGCCUACUUCGUUUCCCUUUCUCUUUCGCUCCCUUAAAUCUGCUUCGAUCCCCCUCUCUGUUCCUUCUUCUCACCCUUUCUUCCCCACCCGUACAUCGAACAGCCGCCCGACUAAAUUAAUUUCAAUUGCGUUCGCCGGAGGCAUUUCCGUCGGGCUAGAUUUUCCACCGUCCCGACGAUUUUUCCCUCUGUCUCUGGCCCGACCUCUCUCUCUCUCUCUCUUUCGCGAGAUCAUCGAUCGUUGAUCAGAGGAAAGUAAGAUCGAGUGGGGAGUGUGUUAUAAACGCGGAAAAAUGUAGGAUAGAAGAAAAGGAGUGCUGUUUCGUAAGCUUUCGAGUGCUGUAUCUGCGUUAAGUUGGAUCGAUGGAUGGAAAAGCUCGUGUAAACUGUUAAGGUCUAACAAACGAGCUGUAAUGUGAUCGGAAUUUCCAGCAACGUGAUACAGAUUUAGACCUAAAUCUGGUCUACCGAUACGCAUUGACCUCGUUCGGCCACGUAUAAGGAUGAAGCGAACAAACAAAGCGAAUUGAGCCGGGCUCAUCCGAUGACGUAUGAAAGUGGCAGAAAAUCAGCUAGGUAGAGCUCAUUAACGAUCGCUCGAACGUGAAAUAACGUCGCGGUUAUUUCGUCGUUGCCUCCAAAAUUAAUCGUCCGUCGGUUCGUUUCAUAUUCCGAACCUUUUGUAACAUCGCAACACGAUUCGAUCGUGAUUUCGUCUUUAUACUAAAACGAAUUUCCCUACCUGUUGGCCUACUUUUCGUUUCGAAAUAGCACGCCAAGCAUCGGCACGAGCUUUGAGUACGCGUAUUUAACCCGGCAAUGCGAGCAGUCACGCGUUUUCGAGUUUUUCCGAACGGAGAUGGAGAGCAGACGGAUGAAGCGAAACGAUUUUUAUUGCAUUUCGCAGCGUGGAUUCCCAGCUGGAAAUUACGUCCAGUGAAACGUUUUGUUUUACAACGUUUUCCUCGUCUCUUCCUCUCUCUCUCUCUCUCUUUCAACCCUCCAGCACCCCGCGCUUCCAUUCGUUCAACAAAUUUUUUUCCGCUUUUUCCCGACAACUGGUUUUGCACAGAGGACAUCGUUACAAUCAUCGGAUUCGUAUCGAGUCGAAAAUUGAGAUUAUCCCAUCGACCGUACAAAACUUUUAAUCCGUUCGAUUCGCGUUUCGUUGAUCUAUGAAACGAAAUGAACUCGAUCCUCCGCGUACUUUUGUCGCGGGAAAUCGUCUUCCGUUCGAAAGUAAUCGAUCGAUCAUCUCGGAUCGAAGUAUCCCGCAAAUCCUCGGCGCAGCUGCUCGAAAUGUGUGACGCGUAUCGACCAGCGCACCUGCUUAUGUCGUAGCAGAGAUCCAAAGAAGUCGUAAUUAACGAUCACGGAAGGUGGCUGUCUCGUUUCGGGGAACAAAGCGGUUGCUCGCAUUUAUUAGGUUCCGUAUUAUGCCCGCAAGAGAUACGGGCUAAAUCUCGCGAGCGGCGUUUUAUACGGCGAAGAAAAUGGCGACUGAAGUGUUAAGGGUCGUAUCCCUUUUACGCUUGGGAGUCGGUGCGAGCGGCAAGAGUCGACUGAGGUGUCCAAAGUGUGUUCGCUGCGCGAAGCGGGAGAAGGAGGGAAGAAGAAAAAUAGAGAGGCGAGAGAAGCGAUAGCCUAAAUUUAGUAGACAUCCAAAGUAUAGUCAUGGAAGCGUGUAAAGAGAAGGAGAGAGCGAGUUCGAGUAGACGGUGGAGGACAACGAGGAGAAGUAUCUUGGUAGCGAGCAGACGUACGGAGAAGGGGAUGGGGUAACUCUGUGCUUUGGUGGCAACGGUUUAGGGUAGCAAAAGGAGGAUACCAGAGGGUGGAAGCGGCGAAUGGUGGAAGGAGGGGUGCAGAACGAACUGUUGCUUCCCCGAGAGCCGUGUCGUGCCGGUACUUCUAACACAGGAUUCUCGAGAGCCUCCAAACAGGAUUUAAGCGUUCUCACCGGCCACGAGGACUAUCGCUUCCAGUAUUCCCUGCAAUUUCCUUCGAAACGUGUCUCGAUUCUACGCCUACCCCACUCCCUUCUCGCGCCUACACCUUUUCUCCAUAAUUAAUCUCAAAAUUAACUUAUUUUCUUUUCUCGCCGUACGCAACAAUGAUUACACAGAGUACAUACACGAGCGAUGGUGUGUCUUAUGCCAGAAUUUUUAAAUCUCUCCCGACCCGAACGCGAUUUUGGGGGUGCAAUCGGCCGUUCAUCGCUAACAGAUUCGAUCAAAAGAGGUCGAGCGCGACGAGGGUUUCGUGGUCAAUUGUGUCACCCUCUCUAAAACAACCGGACCAGAAUCUCGUUCGCGCAUUAACGUUUCAUUUUCCAUAAAAACUCGGUUGCCCCGAAAAAAAAAAAAAAAAAAAAAAACGCGCAAAUUUCACGCCUACGCGCUUACUGUUAUUCCCUCGGUGUGCUCGCUUACAUUCAAACCCGACGACGCACGGUGAUUCGAAGGUUCCGAAGGGUAGAUUAUAAAAAUCGUGGAAACGGAACACGAGCAAAUAAGCGUGCGAAAAAGCUGGCCCGAAGGAUAGUUUGAAAAGUAGCAGGCGACGUAGAUGAAAGAUGCCGAAGCGGCGAGAAAAAACGGAGAGGGAAAGAAAGAUGUGCCAGAGGAAUAGGUUGAGCAAAGGGUGAAAGAGAGAGAGAGAGACUAGGGUGUCGGUAAGGGAACGAAGAAAAAGAGGCCGCGUAGGAGUAGAUGGAACAGAGAAUAACGGAAGAAUAGAAAAGAGAAGAAGGGGCUGAGAGAGAAAGAGAGAGAGAGAGAGAAGAGGAGGCAGGACGUAAAACAAAGUAACGACGAAAUGCACUUCCCCCCUUUACGCCGUGCCCGGCGCUCGCCCGGAGGGAAACGUCGAACGAAACGUUAAAAACUGGGAAGAGGAAUGAGAACGCGCGAGGGGGUGCUAGGUGGUGGCUCGUCGGUCGGGAGGGUCGGUGGGCCCAGUGGAGGCGCAAGGCGGAGGGUGGGUUUCGCCGUGGCAGGCGGGCCACCCUGGAAGGGUGCCGGGAGGUUAUGACAGCCGAGGUAUUGAGCGGAUCCUUCGUUAAAAAAACGAGAAGCACCGUGCUGAGGCGCGUGGAACAGAGACGACGUGGAUGAAGAGAAACGGACAGCGACAGAGGGAGAAAAGGAAGGCGAGCGAGAGACUGAGAGUGAGCGGGAAAGGAAGACGAAAACGUCGGAAGAGAAAGAGGAGAAGAUUGGGAUGGACGGAGUGAGAAAAAGUGAGAUGAAAAGAGGGUGAGAGGGUGAGAAAGAGAAAAAGAGAGCGGUGCACGGCUGCCGCCGCCGCCGCCGUCGUCGUCGCUGUUGCUGCUGCUGCUGCUGCUAGAGCCGGUAGUGGAGGUGGUCCAAGGGAUAACAGCCGGUGAAGUUGGACCGGCAGAAGACUGAAGGAAAGAACCGGUGAGGUGAGCGUGAAAGGCGAAAUCGGUCGGAGCGAAGGAACGUCGAAAGAGAAGGAAGUGGAAAGAAGCAGCAGGACUUGCCGGCGGCGACAGACUGCACUCUCGCACCGUUCAGGGCGCAAGCGUGCACGUGUGUUGUGCGUUUCCGUGCCGUCGUAACCCUGUCUCAGCACGAGGGAGUAGUCGUUUCUCCGCGUUCUCAUCCCUACUCCACCAGCAUCGCCGCCGCCGUUGCCGCCACCGUUAUCGCCACCGCCGCCACCGCCACCAUCACCGUCGCUCCCGUCGGCUCGCCAUCCUUCCGACGUUCGCGAAGAAGCGCCGCCGCAUCCGACGUAACGACGCCGGCCACCACGACGACGACGACGACGACGACGACGACGACAACGACGACGACGACGACCGCGACAAACAGGUGGAGGAGGAGGACGAGGACGAGGACACGGACGAGGACGAGGACAAGGACAAUCGCGACCACGACCACGAUCAACAUUCCGUGGAUCGGACUUCCACCAUCGACCCUCCACGACCACGACGACCACUUUGCCUGUUUCUGGCGCGCGCUACGUCACGCGUGACGUUGUACCCGGCGCACACGUUGAAGCGACAGUGUGCAUACACGAUACGUUUCCCCCUCGCGUCCUCCUCGGGCACCGCCACGACCACGCAACAAAACUACCACUACUCGUGGUUGCCGCGCUAAAACUACCACCAACAACUACUACUAUUACUACUGGAUCGAGAGGGGGAGAUCGAGAAAGCCGGUCAAUCGAGCAAAGAAAGAGGAAGAAAAGCGAGAGGAGGAGGAGGAGGAGGUGGACGAGGACGAGGACGACAACGGCGACGACGACGAAGACGGAGGACGGCCGGCGGCGGAGGGGGUGGAUAUCCACGCGGGAACUCGAGGCAGGCGCACCCGGCCGGCACGCACACACAUAUAUUCUAAGAUGUGAUUUCAAAAAUGGCGGAAUGCCCUUAUGCCCGCUGCAUACAGGAACGCAGACACAUCCGACGGGAGUUGCUGCGAUGGACAAAGAAUAUGGUCUUCGUAGUCGGUCUGGAACGGGUAGCGGAGGAGUUGAUGGGCCGUAGGAGAUGGAAGCAAUAUCAGGACACCCUGUACAGCGGUACUCGCAGCAGCGAAUCAGCGACGACACAGCCCCACCACCGGCUUUACCCGGCGUUCUCGUCGCCCUGCGACCCGGUGCCCGGGAGCCUGGAACAAAUUGGGCCGCGUUCGCUUCAUCCUGCGUCCUCCUCGUUAACCACAACGAUAACGACCACAACGACGGCGUCACCGUCCCCGGCGACGGCAACCGGAGCGGGGACCGGACCAGCAGCGGCAGCGGCCACCACGACAGCGGCAACGACGGCGACUACCACGGGCCUGGUGAAGCAGGAAAGCCUCCAAAGGCAUCACCUGCAGAACCACCAUCACCUUCAAUCCUCCGUUCAAGACCACCAUCGCCAUUAUCAGCAGCAACAGUCGGACGAGUCGCGGCGACUCAGGCCCGACGAGAUAAAGGUCGAGGUCGGCGAGGCCGAGUACGCGAACGGUGUCGCGCGAGAGGAAUCGUCGGCAAGGACAGCCGAUCCGUCGACGACGGCUACGGUAACGGUGCCCAUCGUACCGACUACUACGGCAACGUGUAUCGGUACCAUCAGCAGCACGGCGACCGGCACGAUAGCGACGAUCGCGUCGGCCAGCACCAUCCCCCCGAGCAUGACCACCGGAACCACCACGAUUCCGACCAGGCGGCGACGCAAACGCCGCCAAAACGACGCCGAGACCACGGACGACAGAGAGGACGACGAAGAGAACGAGGAAGAGGAGGAUGGAAGGAGUUUGAGCGAGGUCGAGAAAAGGCUGAAGCUCGACGAAAGCGCCGACAGGCCCGUCAGUCCUCUCAGAAGGGAGAAGGAUCGAGCGACACGGGAUUAUCCGAUCGCCAACGCUACCGAUACGGAAGGGACCAAGGAACGAACGGACGAAGUUGCGUUGGAGCGGACACCGGUGACGCAGGGCUUGCUAAGGGUGAAGAAAGAAGAAGAGUUGCAAGAAGUGCCGAGCGGUGGAGGCGGACCGACGGCACUGUCGACACCGGUUACGGAUCCGGAUGGGACCAGGUCAGGGUUGCCGUGUCGGGAGGUUGACCCGGUAGCUAGCAGAAACACGGUGGCGUCGUUUCUCGUUGGAAGUCGACGCACCAGCCCACCGCCAGAAGACUGGAAGCCGUUGGACAAGUGUUACUUUUGCUUGGACGGCAAACUACCGCACGAUGACCAGCCACCCCUCAGCCCGCAGAGCGAGAGCAGCAGCAGCUCGCGAUCGGCCGAGUCACCGAUGUCGGUCCAGGUGGACCCAAUGGCGGCGUCCGUGGUCGCCGCGGCUCUCACCAGCACCUACCCCACCUUGUUGCCCCAGUGGUGUCUACCACCGAGGGAGGCGCCUCUCGUUGGGGUGCAGCCUCAUCAGGACAGUGGAACGUCGGCCGAUCAACCGCUCGAUCUCUCGGCCAAACCGAAAAAUUCUCAGGAUAACAACAUAUCUUUGCUGGAACAACAGAAAAUACCUCUAAGGAUGACGGCAGGUAUCGACCCCAAGAGUAUCUUUAAUUCGUGUUAUCGAGCGAAACCGCGAAUGACCGGACCAGUGACGGCGGUGGCGGCCGCAGCAGCCGUGGCAGGUGUCGGUGGUGUUCCCGUGGUGGGUGCCGGUGGUGGCCGGAGGACUUACACCGAAGAGGAGCUGCAAGCCGCGCUCAGGGAUAUCCAGAGUGGCAAGCUCGGUACACGAAGGGCGGCAGUGAUCUACGGGAUUCCGCGUAGCACCCUGCGCAACAAGGUCUACAAGCUUGCGAUGGAACGCGAAAGGGACGCGUCCCUGUCUAGCACCCACUCACACCCUCACGAGCCCGGCGCCCCAGCCACCACCACCACCACCAUCACCACCACCAUCACCACUACUACUACUACUACUACUACUACAACACCACCAAAUACGACCCAAAACGCCUCCGCGACCACUCCGCCCCCGCAAGUGGAUGAGGUGGACGACAAGGAACUGUCCGGAGCCGAAGAGGAGAAGGAAGUGGAAAAAGCUUUGCUGAAACCACUGUUGUCCUUGGAAGAUCUCGUCAGGUUCUCCGCCCUGGAAGGAAGCGGCGGUGAUUCGUUGAGAACGUUGCUUCAACGAGGACACGAAACAGGAGGCGAAUGGCCAGGUCUUGAACACGCCAACAUCGGUCCGUACAUACAAAAGAUGCUCGCAGCGGCUGCGCCAUUUAAGGGUAUGGAAACGCAAGACUAUCGCAUUCCAGAGGUGAUGAGAAGGCUGAUGAGCGAAGAUAAGAGGCUAAACAAGAGCGUAAACGGGGACCAGUCGCAGCCAGCGCAUCAACAGCUUCAUCAUCAUCAGUCGCACUCGCAAGGGCAGUCUCAGUCGCAGACGCAACAGCAACAACAGCAGCAACGCGGUCCGAUCACCAACGACGAUUUCAAUCCGAACAUCGAGGAGGAGGCGAGCGACAGCGCUCAGGGCAGAGCGAUUCUGAAGAUUCCGUCCUACAAGCCCGCGAGCACACCCGGAUGUUCCAGCAAGAACGGCGAACCAACCUCGGCCGCGUUCGCUCAAAGUUUCGCGGCCGCGGCUGCCGCUUCGAGUCCUGGCCUCCUGGAACGGGCCAGCCCGGCCUUCUCCGGUACCAGCAGCCCGACCAACUCGUUGGUCGGCAAGACGGUAGCGGUGAAUUUCCGCGACGUCAUUGCAAAGAGCAUCAGCGUGAAAUUCCAAGAGGGUCAAUCGGUGGCAGCGGGUGGAAUUCCUGGAUGCCAAACAGCGGGUGUAGUGCAACCGCAGCAGACGAUGAUGACGGAUCCGAGUCCGUUCAAGAGAGGUAGAUACACGCCACCUCAGCCGACCACGCAACCGGCCCAAUCGCAGUCGAAGCCGCAACAGACCCAAGAUGCGAACAAACAGAAACCCGCCACCGGUGGCAAAGGAACCAGACCGAAACGCGGCAAAUAUAGAAAUUACGACAGGGAUAGCCUGGUCGAGGCUGUACGCGCGGUUCAACGGGGUGAAAUGAGCGUUCAUCGUGCAGGCAGCUAUUACGGAGUGCCGCACUCCACCCUCGAGUACAAAGUGAAGGAACGGCACCUGAUGAGGCCAAGAAAGAGGGACCAGAAGCAAUCGGACGACAAGACGAAGGAGACCGCUACCGCGGCGGUGGCCGCGGCAGCUGCGAACGUACGACCCGGUACAGCCGACAAGAAACCGCAAUUGAAACCGCAGAAACCUUUUACACCACCGGCCGGUAUUCCAGGCCCGAACGGACUGAAAAUGCCGCCGUUCAUUGAGGGCAUGCCCCAUUUACCGUUCGCGCCGUUCAACUUUUGGAGUCCGACGCCGUUCAUGCCGACCCCCUUCAUGGCGGGUGCGGCGAACGUUCCGCCGAUCCUGCCGGAACAAUACUUUGCUUCCAGCAGGAUUCGUGGCUUGCAAGAGCAACAGAGAAGCGCGGCUAUGGUGCAACAGCAACAACAACAACGAGACCGAGAUGGAAUCGGCGUGGCCGCGGCUACCACGGAGUCGCCAGGCACCUCGAAUUCUCGUAGCACCCCGAUGACAAAGACGCCGCGGGAGGUGUCGGAAAGUUUAUACGACGGUUCGGGUGCAAACGGUAGUUUCUUGGACAAUUUGAUCAGGUCGAGCCUCGAGACGGGCAUUCCAAGGGACCAGCGAACAAUGACCGAGACGAGGAGCCAGCAACAGCAGCAGCAGCAGCAACAGCAGAGUUCCUCGCAACCACAACAACAACAACAACAACAACAGCUGCCGGAAGCGAUGAGGAGCAAGGCGUUGAUCGAUCAACUGUGCAGAAACUCGAGGAGAACGCCGGUGCCGAGGCUGGCACAGGAUAGCAGCGAGGACGAGAGUUACAGGGGACCAUCGACUGCCGGCAGAGCAGUGCCGGAGAGACCGGAACGCGUGCCCACCGUCGAUCUGAGCCCGUCCCCGUCGGAACGGGGUCGCGCCGACGACGGUAGCGAUCGACUCGCCUCGCCGCCCACUCCGCUCUCCGUAUCGAGAGCCGGAAGCAGGGACGACGACAGUACUCGUGACUCGAGGAUCGAUCGUAGUAGCAGGGAGCGCGAGGUUCACAAUGGUGGACAGGAGGAUCGCGAUAGAAAGACUCUGACCAUUCAGCAGCCGCCACAGCAGCAGCAGCAAAAUCAUUACCCGGACUUACACAAUCUCUACGCCGUAUCAACUGACAAAAAAAGUGCCUGUGAUAGUAAGCUUAUAGUAGAUCAUUCGAGCCAGAAGACUCAGCCGCAGCAGCAGCAGCAACAGCAGCAGCAGCAGCAGCAGCCACAACAGCAACAGCCGAAAGAGUACGGUGCAGUGAGCGGACUGGUUGUGCAACUGCAGCGGGGUUACGGUACCGGAAGCAACAGGUCCGGCGAGCAGACCAACAGCCAACAAUCGGCGGAGCAGCGCGGCCCCGUGAUCACUAUGGAAGACUCCGUUGAGCAGUAGGAAAAAAAAGUCGGUAUCGUUGAUCAGUAAAGUAUAGAAUAACGAGAGUAUGGCGAACGAUUCGUUUUAAUACGAUAAGCCGAUUCCCGCCCAAUGCUGCGGCGUUUUACGCAUCGCCACGUCACGGACACACGUGGGGGAUUGGGGUAUAUACAUUACUCGCCUUGCGCGAACCUCUCUCCCCCUUUCGCUACUAACAGUUUGCACGCUCCGCGUUUUCCUCCUUUUCCGCGGACGUGCUCGAUAAUCGGUGCUCUCUCGUGAACGCCGCUCCGUCGGCCGUCGUUGCCAAACAAAGAACCGGAAAUGGAGCAGCACGCGUCGCGUUGACUCGUGAAAGCGAAUGCGACCGUUUCGUGGAGGAGGUCACGAAAGGCGAGUAGUAACAAGCACCUCCUCUGUCCGUGUUGGCUGCGUAGGACCAAGAGGGAGGGACGUUUCGACAAAACGCGAAACGUGGCACGAACGUGGUAGUGGCCCUAGCCUGACCCUGCCCUUUCCAUCCGGAAGCCCCUCGAACGUCGCGAGGCAAGUUCAAAACAGGAAGCGUUAAGGAAACGAGAGAGAAAAGAAAAGGGAAACGAAUAACGAAAGAAAAAAAAAAGAAAGAAAAAAAAACACAGCGUAAACGCUAUCCAACCAUCCACGAACCCAUUGCUAUUCCAUCAGUUACACGUAUCCGGCAGUCGAUCACCGUCCAGCUGACGGUAGGUCGUACCGGAACCUUUUUUUCGACUAUGGCGAUAUUUCGAUUCGAACAGAACGCAAGAAACGGAAACGAGACACGAUGCGAUGUUAUUGUACAAAACUCGUACACGAACAAACACUACCUUUUACACGCAUACACUGGUACACAGAAACGCGAUACCAUACGGUACGUAGACGCGUGGAUACCUCUGACAUUGUCGUAAAGACGGUGAUCUAUGGGCGAUAUUCAUGGGGAAAAUUCAAAUUAAAACAAAACAUAUACACACACACACACGCACACACACACACACACACGAGAGCAGCACCUAUAUAAACACGAGUCCACGCGUGCACGCGUCCGUAGGAAAGAUACACGUUGGGUAAAAGGAGGAGCGCGCGAUGAAUUUUCCGCGGGGUUUCCCGGCCGAUUACGCGCGCGGUAACGUUGGCCGCUAAAACACUUUUCCAACACGAGGGGAGAACACUGGAGAACAAAUUGCUGACUAAUUGCAACAACGUAUAUUUUCCUCUGUCGAUGUAAAAGCUACCUAACGCAAAACUUAUUACCUACUACUAACAUUACUUAACUCGUAAGGAGCAACAUAAUUAUAUAAGGAAUGAUAUAUUAUAUAUAUAUACACACAUAUAUAUUUUUGGUCAUUACGAACGUGUGCGAAAACGAGAACGAGCCAAGACUUUUGUUGGCGCGCGUAUAGGUGGCGUUUUUUCACGAGGCGACAAUAUUUCUCUAAUCUCGGUUAUUUCGAGGCUGGCGUUCGGUAGAAACGAAUAGGGGGAUGAUGGAAGGAGGACACGAGGGGUAAAAAGUUGCUAUUUCAUUCUUUCUUCUUUUUUUUUUUUACACUUUUUUUUUCUCGGGAGGAAAAAAUUAGGAAAAUGAAGAUGGUUCUUCGUCAACGAGGAAUUCGAGUUCGAUGUUUUCUCUAAACAAAGACAUUUCGACAAAUUGCAGAAAAUUGUGCGAACUCUCGUUAAAGUUUUUCGUCUGUUUCGAGUCGAUUUCUUCGUCGACGAAGAUCCUAUUCCCCGUUGUGGAACUCGAGGGAAUCUAUGGCGAAUGCAACGACGAAAAUUCAGCGAGAAAUUUUCACCGAUUCACGAAAUGGGAUCACUGUAUAGGCGCGCGCUUGCUCUCGACUCGGUUACCGAAGUGCAAAAUUUUUUCUUACGCGUGGCGACGCCCACACAUUUUGAUACGAAUGCAAUUUUUCUAUCUCGUAGAAGCAAAAAAAAAAAAGAAAAAAAGAAAAACGGAAUACAGAAGCAACCAUUAGCGGCGGCGUUCGUAGAAUUUCUUCUUCGCGGGGAAAACAUUCACCCGAUUCAUUCGUCAGGAUUGGACACUGGCUGUGUUUCUUCCUUGUUAAAUUCUCCACGCAUUCGUGAAGGUGUGUGUUUUCCUCACGGCGACGAGAAACGCGCGAAAAACGUAGGUGGAAUUAGAUGAAAUCCUAACGAGUCGAAAAUCAAGUUCUUCGAGGAUUAUCCGAACAAGUUCGACCAACCGAUGGAAAAGCACGUUAGGUUGUUCGCUCGUACUUUUUUCAGGGAUUACAGAAAUUUUUAAAGCUUUUAUCGAUCGUUUCGACGACGACGUUAGCGUGUCUAGAAUGUUCUCUGAUUUUUGCAAAAAAAAAAAAAAAACCGAUAGAAGAGAAAAGUUCGAUCCGGUCGUUGAGAUUGAUGAUCAUGGGGAAGAGGAUUUUUCUGACGACGACACGAAGAACGCCAGUCCCUCCUCUUUUGACUAAUUUUUUCGCAGAUUGUCCAUGAGCGUCGUGCGCGCGACUAUCGAGGUAUCUUCUCGUAUUAUCCGAUUAUACAGUUCCGUUACGACAGAAGGAGAUCCUUGAAUAUGUAGGUGAACACGUUUUAACAGCGUGGUUGCGAUUUCGUCGUUUCGCUAGCUGUAGUAUUCGAGAGCCAGGAGAACGUUGUUGGACCAAGACGAAAACGACGAAACCGACGGAUUCGAAACAGUACGAUUCGUUAGCCAAUCAUAGGAGAAGUGAAAGAAAGAGAAAAAUGAAAAAAGAGAGAAAGUAGAAAGGGGUUGGACGAGAAAAAGCCGGGACGUGGAACGCGUCGUCGGACGCGAUCCACGUGUCGGUCCUGUAUUUCUCGCUUGACACGGAGGAUUCAUCGAGUCGAUUCUAAGGAGAACUUAAAAAAUGGACGAGGACAGAGGAAACGAAAGGAUAAUUCACGCAUUAAUCUCAUGACUCUCUUUGAAACAAAGUAACGACUGAAAGACUCUAGGCUGUACAUAAAGUAUAAGGCAUGUAUGUUCGGUGUUUUAAAAAAAAAACGAAAAAAAUACGCAAAAAUUCCUUAUUAACGCAUAAAAAAAUUAUACCUUACGAUAAAGAAAUAAAAAAAAAAAAGUAUAAUAAUAAUACAAGUAAAAUCGUGUAAGCAAGGCUAACUAUCUCUCUCUCGGUGUUUUUUGGAACUAAACUUAAACAAAUUUACCCGUAAACUUAAAGCAAAAAAACCGUGAAUUAACAAAGCGAGGUGACUCUAAAGGGGAAAAAGAACAAGGGUGCAAAUCCAGCCGCGCGGUGAUGCGCGUCGGAGAACAAGAUAAAACAAGUAAAUUGAUUGUGAGUGUAAACGUUAAGGUCUCGUUAGGGUUAAAGAAAGCAAACUAAAAUGAAAUUGCUGAACAGCAGAAACACAAGCGAAAUGCAAGCACUAAUCAUGAUUGUGUGUAAACGUAAAUUUAAACCUUCCUUCUAUCCCUGUAUCCACUGACCAAACACCAACCCUCCCAAUUUUUAAUCGCUCAUCACCCAAGCCGACCACACGCUUCGCGUCAAACUUGUAAAUCGUUCGAUGUGAUCUUAACUACUCGAUACCUCAAAAGAAAAGUAACAUUUUUUUUUUUU
Messenger RNA from Osmia lignaria (orchard mason bee), 15501 nucleotides. It is a transcript of the gene Eip93F, whose product is annotated as Ecdysone-induced protein 93F. Gene Ontology annotation, cellular component: nucleus. Lineage: Eukaryota; Metazoa; Arthropoda; Insecta; Hymenoptera; Megachilidae. Gene Ontology annotation, biological process: regulation of transcription by RNA polymerase II. The record is from RefSeq and is a predicted model, not a curated record. Gene Ontology annotation, molecular function: DNA binding.